CACGUCAUCGGCGCUUUUUUUGAACGACCAAUCAAAAUCGAGGAUGAGGCAAGGCUAAAAGUAUAAACCGAACUCAAACUGAAACAAACUGAAACAUGUCGGACGAAAGCUUGAUAACAGCUGUGAGCGAGUGUCCGGUCCUGUACGACCUCACGUUGAAGGCCUACCACGACCUAACAAAACGCAACCAGGCCUGGCGAGACAUUUCAUCUAUGCUGGGCGUUACAGCUGAAGUGUCCCGCAAGAAAUGGAAGUACUUGCGGGAUAAAUAUUUGAGGGAGAGGAAGGCAGAGAGGGACAGGAAGAAAAGUGGGGCCGGUGCCACCUCUUUCAAGAGGUGGAAGUAUAUGGCGAUCAUGGGCUUCCUGGAGCUCCAUGUGAAGGAGAGGGUAUCUUCUAGUAAUAUGGAGCAGGGAGAUUAUAGCCGGCAGGAAAUAGCACCGGAGAUCUUGGCCCUGCUAGCGCCCAGUAUGUCUCCCCAACGAGAGGUAGGCCUAUAACAAAAGCUAUAGUAGCCUAAAACAUAUGCUAAAAACAUACCCUAACAUACUAGUGUUCUUAAGGUUUUUGUUGGGUGAAGCCAGAUGCAGAGAUAUUUAUAAGUAUUCACCAUUUUAAUUUGCACAUUUUAAACAAACAAAUGUAUGCUUUCUUUCACAGGUGGUGGCUCAAAGUGAAGAGGAGAUACCUCCUCCCUCUCACAGCCUAUCAGAGUCCGCUGUGGACACCUCUCCUCCAUCUCCUCCCACUACCUCUACGGUGACUCUGGUCACACCGCUGCGUCCUGUACCUCCACCACCACGCAGGAGACAGCUGGAGCAGCCGCUGUCUGUGUUCCAGCAAUCAAUCCUGUCCUCCCUCGAAAAAGAAAAGGAGA
Gadus chalcogrammus (walleye pollock) is the source of this 877-nucleotide messenger RNA. RefSeq names its product transcription factor Adf-1-like. The transcript is spliced from 2 exons. Lineage: Eukaryota; Metazoa; Chordata; Actinopteri; Gadiformes; Gadidae. Gene Ontology annotation, cellular component: nucleus; transcription regulator complex. The record is from RefSeq and is a predicted model, not a curated record. Bases 96 to 500 code for a protein of 134 amino acids. Gene Ontology annotation, biological process: regulation of transcription by RNA polymerase II.